AUGGCGGAAAUAAACAACGAUGUUGCGCAGGACCUGCGUCCUUCUACGGGAGAGCUCACCCAUCGUAAAAAGAGUCUGGUACAAAUCAGCAGUGCAGAUGGCCACAAAAAAACCGUCAAUCUGGGGGACUUGAGCGAGGCCGAUGCCCAACUCGCUGAGCAGUUUGGUUACAAGCCCGUCUUCAAGAGAGAGUUUGGCUAUCUCUCGACCUUCUCCUUCGCCGUCAGUAUCAGUGGUCUGUUCUCAACGAUUAUGACCACCUUCAUCUAUCCACUGGAAGCUGGAGGAUCUGCUGCUGCAGUUUGGUGUUGGUUAAUCUCGGGUGCGGGUUGUAUGUGCAUUGCUUGCUCUGUGGCCGAACUAGUCUCCGCCUACCCCACGUCCGGAGGAUUAUACUUUACUAUAUCGCGACUUGCGCCGGAACCCUGGGUUCCUUCCCUGAGUUGGGUAACUGGCUGGAUCAAUCUUCUGGGUCAGAUUGCUGGUGUCGCUUCCUCGGAAUAUGGAGCUGCUCAGAUGCUUCUCGCCGCCGUAUCAAUUGGGUCUGAUUUCCAAUACGAAAUUACCACCAAUGUAACCGUUGGUGUCAUGGCAGCUCUGACAGUCUUUACUGGACUCGUCAACUCCCUGUCAACCUACUGGAUGGAGAAAAUGACAAAAACCUAUGUGAUCUUCCACGUCUGCAUCUUAUUAUCUUGUGCGAUUGCCCUAUUGGCAAAGACUGAGAACAAACAUGAUGCCAAAUAUGUCUUCACCCAUGUUGAAUCUUCCUCGGGAUGGACUCCCGUCGGCUUCAGCUUCUUAUUUGGGUUCCUCUCGGUCUCAUGGACUAUGACGGAUUAUGACGCGACUGCACACAUCACAGAAGAGAUUUCCGAGCCAGAAGUCAAAGCUCCUUGGGCCAUAUCACUUGCCAUGGCCUUCACUUACAUUGCUGGUUUCCUCUUCAACAUAGUUUUAUGUUUCUGUAUGGGUGAUCCAGCUGAGAUCCUCGCAAGCCCUCUCGCUCAACCCGUUGCUCAAAUCUACUACAACAGUCUCGGCAAAGGCGCCGGUAUCUUCUUCACGGUCUGCGGAUUCAUCAUCAUCAAAUUUGUUUGCUUCACCGCCAUGCAGGCAGUAGGUCGGACCGUCUUUGCAUUUUCCCGUGAUGGCCUGAUCCCAUUUUCCCACGUCUGGACGAACAUAAACUCGAAGACUGGAACCCCAAUUUAUGCCAUUUGGAUCUGCGUGUUCUUCUCUAUCGCCAUCAACUUGAUUGGUCUUGGAUCGUACGCUGCCAUCUCUGGUGUUUUCAACAUCUGCGCUAUUGCUCUUGACUGGAGUUACAUCAUCCCCAUUCUCUGCAAAAUGUGCUUUGGAAAGUUCAAGCCGGGACCAUGGCACAUGGGACCCUUCAGCACAAUUGUCAACGCCUGGGCGUGUCUCUGGACACUCUUCGUAUCCAUCAUUUUCCUCCUGCCCACCGCCAUGCCUGUGGAGGCUGACACCAUGAACUAUGCUUGCGUAUUCCUGGUUUUCAUUCUCCUUUGCGCUGCUGCCUCAUGGUACAUUAGCGGCCGGAAAUACUACACGGGUCCGGUCGUCGAAGCUCACGCCGAGGAAGAGCAUUCCGAAAACGAGGUUCCGUCUCUUCGGAAGAAGGAGACGGAAGUUUGA
This is a messenger RNA of Lachnellula hyalina, 1659 nucleotides long. RefSeq names its product putative amino-acid permease. NCBI's taxonomy places the organism in Eukaryota, Fungi, Ascomycota, Leotiomycetes, Helotiales, Lachnaceae. Gene Ontology annotation, biological process: transmembrane transport. The coding region runs from base 1 to 1659 and encodes 552 amino acids. Gene Ontology annotation, molecular function: transmembrane transporter activity. The record is from RefSeq and is a predicted model, not a curated record. The transcript is spliced from 6 exons. Gene Ontology annotation, cellular component: membrane.